This is a messenger RNA of Durusdinium trenchii, 3100 nucleotides long. The record is from the annotation of a GenBank genome assembly. NCBI's taxonomy places the organism in Eukaryota, Dinophyceae, Suessiales, Symbiodiniaceae.
GAACAAUCCCGACAACUUGAGCCAUGCGUCGAAGACCUUCCAAGCCCAGCCCUUUGGACGAGGAUGAGCGUGAUGCGAUCCGGAUCCGAUCUCCCGGUGCCCUGGGAUGGCGCUUAGAGCCCCCAUGCUAUACACUCGAGGGACCGAGCCCAAAGAGCCCAUGGCCAAAGCUCCUGGGCGAUGAGACGUGCUUCAGGACCUCCUCGAAGAGGAGGGGUCGAUGCAUGUCGCAGCCGGCCGCCACCUUCCAUCAACCCACGAGUCCCAUAAGUCCCACACCGAGUCCUCCCAGUCGACUGAAACGCACCGGCUCUGCUGGCUUUGCGUGUGUGGAGCUACCCACGCUGCGGCCUACGAGUCCCCAGAGCCCACCUAGAGAGCCAGGGGCACGGCGGGCCUCCUUUGGGGACUAUGAGGAUGCCUGCGCCAAGCUUGGGCUUUUGCCCAAAUUCGCUCGCGCCGUGCAGGAGAGAAGAUGUAAAGACACGUUGGAACUCAGCGGUUUGGGCUUUGGAGAUGCGCAACUUCAAGCAAUGCUGGGUGAUCGGCAGUUGCUGCCCUUGGCCAACGUCACGCGCUUCCGCGUGCGCGAUGCGCGCCUCACCGGCGAAGGGGUGGAGGCCUUGGUGUCCAAGUUGCCCGCGCAGACGGAGAUCGUGGAUUUGACUCACAAUGAGACCGCUUUGCGGGGCAGUGUGGCAUUCAGCCAACGCAUGCAGCGCAGGCUUUUGCCUCAACUCCGUUGGUUGGAUUUGUCCAUGAACAACCUGCGUGACGCCGCCAUCCAGCCCUUGGCCUUUGGUUUGCUGUGUUGUCCUUUGCUCAUCCGCUUGGAGUUAAAUCACAACUUCCUCGAGGAAGGCCAAGCCUUGGGAGACCUGGUGGCCAGCCAUCCGCGUUUGAUGCGCUUGUCACUCCACGGCAACGCGCUGAACUCCCUCGGCGGCGCUCAGCUCUUCGAGGGGCUGGCGACCAAUGCACGCCAAGAUGGCCAGCUCUCAGAUUUGGACGUCGCCUGGAACCACUUGGAUGCUUCUCCCAGCGUGUCUGCUCCGUCCGCGGCCGCCGCGCUGGCGCUGGCAGAGGUGUUGCGCAUUUCAGUCACGCUUUAUCAUUUGGAUCUGAGUUACAAUAACUUGGGCCCGACCAGCUGUGAGAUCAUCGCAGAGGGCUUGAGGGACAACCAUUUCCUCUAUGGCUUGCACAUGGUGGGCAACGCUGCAACGAUGGAUGCGGACGGAUUCUUAUGCCCGGCACUGGAGAGCCCCAAGGCCUCGAGGAGCUUCUCCACACCCUCCGAGCUGGUGCCACCCACGGAGCAGCACCUGGCGCGACAGGGCAUGGAUGGCCGGCUCGGUGCCAAAGCAGUGGACUACAUCGGACAUGGGGAUCAUCGGCGAUCGACGGCGACAGAUGAAGAGGUCCUACGGGAACGCGAUGUCUUGGAGCAACAGACCACCUGCUGGGCGUGCGAAGGCUGGGAGCGCUUGGAACUGCGCUGGGCCGUACUUGAUGGAGAGCCCGAACCGAAGGCGGUGUGGGCCUUCACUUCCAUCGAUGGCUUCGUGUCGGCGCUGCGCCUCAAACGGGCCGAGCACGCGGAAGGCGCCACGAAAGGUGCUCACUUUGCCGCGGCGCGUAUGGUGCCUCGUGAGUGCAAAGUUCUUGGCAUUUUCCAGGUGGACAGUGCCCUGCGCGUCGCUCCUGGUGCCACCGAAGUGCUCGAAGCGCCGGUGGAGAUCGAGCUCCGUGCCUGCGAGGAACUGCCGAUCUUAGAGCCUUUGGAGAAGGACAUCGCUUCCAAGGAGGUGGUGAAGAAGGGAGGCAACUAUGAGCACCGCUUGAUCUUAAGGAUGCAGGAGGCCAAUGUGCUUUCCAGGCCGGCCACGCGUGGCCCCCUCCCUUCCUCGCGGAGCGUCCUGCUCGACGGACCCGGAGGGCCCGUACAAAUGCCCCGCAUCACCGAGCGGGAGUUUCGCAUGAAGACGAAAGUCCCCAGAGGGGUUCCCUUCUACGCGGAUUGGCAAAGCGAUGACGAAAAGCUCGAGGAGUGCUUCCUCUUGGAUUGGUCACGGGCCAAAGUGGCCCGCAUCGUCGGAAAAUGCAGCGAGAUCGACCAGAAACACACCGAAGAGCUGGUGCUCAGCAACUAUCGCAGCCUCGUGGCGCUCUACCGCGAGCUGGGCGACGGCUUCGGUGUGACCCAGCUCGAGGCUUCAGCGUUGCUGAUGCAAGCGGGACUGGUGGAUGAGAACACCAGGGUGGCCGACAUCGACCGAUGCUUCAUUGCUGCAAAGGUUCUACCUUCCCAGCUCCGCAAAGCGGGGGCGGCCCUGCUCGGCGAAAAGGUUUUGAGUCGGCAUCAGUUCCUGGAGUUCUUGCUCCGUGUGGCAGACCAACGCUUCCUGCAGCGAGGCCGUUCCGCUGGUAUGGCCGAUGCCAUGAGUCAAAUGAUGGCAGCCUUAGCACCGGUGGCCGAGGCGAAGAUGGCCGAGUUGGACCGCUUCCAUGAGGCAUUCCACAGCGACGAGGUGGAUGAUGUCAUCAAGAAGCAUCACAGCACCCUUCAGGAGCUUUACCGGCGCUACAGCGGCCGCACGACUGUGCCCGGGGCCGCUCGCUUCAUGUCCUUGGGUGAGUUCCAGGACUUCCUGGAGGCGUCCAAGUCCUACAACUCCGACUUCGUGCCGAGGAGGUGUGGCGUGGCCUUUCGCUUGGGGAUGAUGACACAGCCGGAGGAGGUCUUUCGCAGCCGCUUUCAGGAGAUGAAUUUUCUAGAGUUUCAGCACGCGGUCGGCAUGGUGACCCUUCUCCGCUCUGGCAGCGCGACGUCGACGACGCAGCACGAUGCGUCGACGCUGCCGCAGCCGGCUCGCGUGGCGGAGCUGGUGGAAUCCUUCAUCCUGCAAAAGUUGGCGCCUCUCACGAACCACCGGAGGGCCUCGGGCGCAGAGUGGACGACGCAACGCACUUGACGGAACGCAGAGUCCCAGGACGUGGUUCAUGGAGACAACCCCUCCAAAAAGCGAUUCACAGGGCUGCACAAGACACCCAACUGGAGAUAGUGCAAGUAGGUUUUUUGGUUUGUUUUGGAUUGGAC